CCGCAAAAUUUCGAAAAUUCAUAAUACAACAUUUAAAAAAAAAAAAAAAAAAUAUCAACGGUUAUAGAAUUGUAUUUUAUAAAGAAUAUGGAUCCUAAAAAAUCAUUGGUUCUCAAAUUAUAUGAGAUUAAUGCAUUUAAAUUCGGAGAUUACAAAAUGAAAGUGGGCAUCAAUUCGCCGGUAUAUUUCGACCUGCGAGUUAUUGUUAGUUAUCCGGAAGUUAUGCAAACGAUUUCUAAUUUAGUAGCAGAUUAUAUGAAAGAACAUAACUUAGUGGCAAAACAUGUGUGCGGAGUUCCGUACACAGCCCUACCGAUUGCGACGAUUGUCGCUGUAAAGGAAAAUAUUCCAAUGGUUGUCCGUCGUAAAGAGGCCAAAAGUUACGGGACCAAAAAGUUAAUUGAAGGUAUCUUCCGCUUGGGUGAUACAUGUCUUAUUAUUGAAGAUGUAGUGACAUCUGGGUCAAGUAUUUUGGAUACAGUGCGUGAUUUGAAGCAAGAAGGUAUUCAGGUGACCGAUGCUAUAGUUGUAGUUGACCGUGAACAAGGUGGUGCCAAGAAUAUAGCUGAACAUUCAAUACGUAUGCACUCUUUGUUUACACUUUCAUUUUUGAUCAACACUUUACUGGAAGCCGGUAAAAUUGAGCGUUCAAUUGCUGAUAGUGUAGCAAAAUAUAUUGCCGAAGUACAAAUAGGCAGUGACGGUAAUUUUGUGGAUAACAAUGAAAAACAAGUAAGAAGCGAUUUCGUUCGAAGCAAAAUAUCUUACGAAGUACGAGCGAAUUUAGCUAAAUGUGAAGUGACUAAGGAAUUGUUCAACUUAAUGAGCACAAAAGAAACGAAUUUAUGUUUAGCUGCGGACCUUACAAAAUGUGCCCAAGUUUUGGAAGUAGCGGACAAAUGCGGUCCCUACAUAUGUCUUCUAAAAACGCAUAUCGACAUUUUAGAAGAUUUUAACAAUCAAUUCAUUGAGACUUUAUUGGCUAUCGCUGAACGCCAUAAAUUCCUAAUAAUGGAAGAUCGUAAAUUUGCUGACAUCGGAAAUACAGUGUCUUUGCAAUGCGGUAAAGGGCUUUAUGAAAUUGCCCGUUGGGCUGAUGUGGUGACCGCGCAUACUAUCUCGGGACGCAGCGUUUUGCAGGGAUUAAAACAAAGUCGGCAAAGUUUCAGCAAACUACGUGGCGUUUUUCUUUUGGCUGAAAUGUCAGUCUCUGGCAAUUUAAUUGACGAUACAUAUAAAGAGGCAUCCCGCAAAGUAGCCACCGAUGGAAUUGAUAUCGAUUUUGUAGCUGGCAUUGUUUGCCAAUCCGCAGAUUGUUUUGCUUUUCCGGGUCUAAUACAGCUAACGCCAGGUGUUAAAAUCGACGAGAAGGCCGACAAAUUGGGCCAACAAUAUAAUGAACCAGAAUACGUAAUAAAGGAAAAGGGUGCUGAUAUUGCUGUCGUAGGACGUGGUAUCCUACAUGCCAAAUGCAUAGCUACUGCCGCAGCUUCGUAUCGCCAGCGCCUGUGGUCUGCUUACGAGGAUCGCUUAGCUAAAAAGUGAAAAGUAAAAAAAAAGUGGUGUAAAUAAUAAUUUUUUUUUAAUGAUGCAUUUAAAAUAACCUUAAGGUGUCUUAUGCUCAAUGCUUUUAAUUUAGAAAGCAAAUAUUUUUUGUAUAUAUAUAUUCAUCCGCGAAAGCUGAACUUAUUAUGGAAAAAAAUAAAA
Molecule: messenger RNA, 1707 nt
Organism: Glossina fuscipes
Lineage: Eukaryota; Metazoa; Arthropoda; Insecta; Diptera; Glossinidae
Gene: r-l
Product: uridine 5'-monophosphate synthase
Exons: 3
Coding region: 88-1545 (485 amino acids)
Biological process (GO): 'de novo' pyrimidine nucleobase biosynthetic process; 'de novo' UMP biosynthetic process
Molecular function (GO): orotate phosphoribosyltransferase activity; orotidine-5'-phosphate decarboxylase activity
Source: RefSeq, a predicted model, not a curated record